UACAGCUUAUCUUUGAGGCUGUGAAAAAUGACUGGUCGGGCACGAGCAAGAUCCAGAGGCAGAGCACGUGGUCAAGAGACUACAGCACCUGGAGCGAGUCAGGCUCGAGAGCCGACACCAGCGCCUGCCCCCCCUGCUGAGGGAGAGCUGGUCGGUAGAGGAAGGCAGAAGGGUGCCCCUGGAGCCUUUUCUGCAGAAGCUAUUCUGCAGAUUUCUGCUGGAUUUCAGCAAGUGAAGCUGGGUGAAAGAGGCGGACGCCGUCGGGAUUUUCACGAUGCAGGGAUUAACACCAGGCAGGCGAUGGAGCAUGUUAAGGAAUCAAAGAUGGGAACAUCUGGCCGCUCAAUUCCACUGUCAGCGAACUUCUUUCGCAUCCUUUCCCGCCCUCAGUGGGUUCUGUAUCAGUACCAUGUGGACUACAAACCACCAAUGGAGUCUCGUCGCCUGAGAUCUGCUCUCCUCUUCCAGCAUGAUGAAGCACUUGGUUCAGCGCGGAGCUUUGACGGAGCUCUGCUUUUUCUGCCGCUCAGAUUGCACAGCAAGGAAACUGUGCUCCACAGUGAGACGAGGAAUGGAGAGAAGGUCCAGAUAACUGUCACCUUGACUAAUGAACUGCCGCCUACAUCUCCUGUGUGCAUUCAGUUUUACAACAUCAUAUUCAGAAGGAUCUUGAGAAUUCUCGACAUGCAGCAGAUUGGACGUAACUACUACAACCCCAAUGAUCCUCUCAACAUACCACAACACAGGCUGACCAUCUGGCCAGGCUACACCACCACCAUUCUGAAUUACGAGACGUCCAUCAUGCUGUGUACGGACGUGAGCCACAAGGUGCUGCGCAGUGAGACGGUCCUGGACUUCAUGUACAACUUGAGGCAGCAGUGUGGAAACCAACGCUUCCCUGAAAUUUGUGCUAAGGAGCUUGUUGGACUCAUUGUCCUCACCAAGUACAACAACAAGACCUACAGGAUUGACGAUAUUGCAUGGGAUCACACUCCCAACAACACUUUCAAGAAGGGAGACACGGACAUUUCCUUCAAGAACUAUUACAAGGCUCAAUAUAGCCUGGAUAUCAAAGAUGGGAACCAGGUGCUGCUGAUCAGCCAUGUGAAGAAGAUGGGUCCUUCUGGAGGUCCUCCUCCUGGCCCGGCCAUGCUUAUCCCAGAGCUGUGCUACCUUACAGGCUUGACUGACAAGAUGCGAGCUGACUUUCGCAUCAUGAAGGAUCUGAGCAAUCACACCAAACUAACUCCAGAGCAGAGGGAGGGACGCCUCAACAGAUUUGUCUCAAACAUUCAGAAGAAUGCUGACGCACAGGCAGAGUUGGAUAAGUGGGGACUCAACUUUGAUAAAGCGCUCCUAAACCUGACUGGCAGAGUCCUCCCAGGAGAGAGGCUUUACCAGGGAUCAAGAUCGUAUGACAUCAACCCGCAAUCAGCUGAAUGGUCCAGAGAGAUGCGUGGGGUGCCUGUGAUCAGCUCUCCUCUGCUGACUGACUGGUUCAUGUUCUACACCCGCCGUAGCAGCAACGAGGCCCAGUCUCUCCAUCAAACCCUCAACAAAGUCUCAGGUCCUCUUGGUAUCCGCAUCCAGCGAGCUGUCAUGGUGGAGUAUGAGGAUUAUCAGGAGUCUCUGCUCAGAGCCCUGCAGCAGAAUGUUGGACCGCAAACACAGAUGGUUGUGGUGGUCCUCCCCAGCAACAGGAAGGACAAGUACGACACUGUCAAGAAGUAUCUUUGUGUGGAGUGCCCCAUUCCCAGCCAGUGUGUGGUUACCCGUACUAUCAGCAAGCCUCAGGCGCUCAUGACUGUGGCCACCAAGAUCGCACUGCAGAUGGCAUGCAAGAUGGGAGGAGAGCUGUGGAGUGUGGAAAUCCCCCUCAAGCAGCUGAUGAUUGUGGGCAUCGACUGCUACCACGACAUUUCUGCGGGGAAACGGUCCAUUGGAGCUCUGGUGGCCAGCCUGAACAACAGCAUGAGCAGGUGGUACUCAAAGUGUGUGUUGCAGCACAAAGGUCAGGAAAUCAUGGAUGGACUGAAGAUGGCCUUAUCUGGUGCGCUGAAAGACUAUCUUAAAUUCAACAACUGCCUGCCUUCACGCAUCAUUGUGUACAGAGAUGGAGUGGGAGACGGCCAGCUUCACAGUGUGGUUAACUACGAGGUCUCACAGAUCUUGGAGUCCAUCAAGUCCAUGGGGCACGACUACCUGCCCAAGCUGAGUGUGGUGGUGGUGAAGAAGCGCAUCAGCACGAGGUUCUUUUCCCACACUAACGGCAAGGUGGACAACCCUCCCCCAGGCACCGUCGUCGACUCAGAUGUCACCCGCCCCGAGUGGUAUGACUUUUACAUCGUCAGCCAGGCUGUCCAAAGUGGAAGUGUCUCCCCGACCCACUACAAUGUGGUGUACGACACCAGUGGACUGAAGCCCGAUCACAUGCAGAGGCUCACCUACAAGCUGUGCCACAUGUAUUACAACUGGCAGGGGAUCAUCCGAGUGCCCGCUCCCUGCCAGUACGCCCACAAGUUGGCGUUCCUUGUAGGUCAGAGCAUCCACAAAGAGCCCAGUGCCAAACUGGAUGACCUGCUCUUCUACCUGUAAGGAAGGAAAGACGACCUGUUGGGCUCUGACUCGUCAGUUACCUUGUGAAGAAGUGUAUGUAUGUAAGCCUUUGUUGUAAAAGCUUUUCUUAGUUUGAAUGAAUAUAAGUUGUGUUUUGUAGAUGCUAAGAGUUUGUUUGAAUGUAGCAUCACGUCUGUGUAUGAAGGUACGCAGUUUCAGGUUACUAAUAUUGAAGUUAAGUAAAGAAAAUGAUGUAUGAACCCUGUUCCCUUAUGGAAAGAGAUUUGUGUUUUCAGGGCCAAAUGGAUGAGUAUGUUCAGAGAGAGAUAGAGUAUCUUGAUCUGUUACUAAAUCAACACUGAAAUGAGAGAUGUGACUCUAAAUGUUUAAAAUGUUUUCAUGUAUAACUUAUUUGAGUUUGUUUUAGAUAACAAAUAAAAAAAGGCACUUUUUGUAGACAAUCUAAACACAUUCUCAGAUUACACGAGAGCCUCUUUGUUGUUAAAAGACUUGACUGCAGUUUCUGUCCUCCAUGGUGAGGAGUAAAAUAUGUUUUACAUUUUUGUUAGUAGUGAGGCUCAUGAGGGUCAGUAUUAAGAUCCUGCUGUUCCUGUACUGCAUAUAGUUCAAAUAAAACAUUUGUGUUGUACCACAUGAA
Messenger RNA from Labrus mixtus (cuckoo wrasse), 3214 nucleotides. It is a transcript of the gene piwil1, whose product is annotated as piwi-like RNA-mediated gene silencing 1. NCBI's taxonomy places the organism in Eukaryota, Metazoa, Chordata, Actinopteri, Labriformes, Labridae. Gene Ontology annotation, biological process: regulatory ncRNA-mediated gene silencing. The transcript has 20 exons. Gene Ontology annotation, molecular function: protein binding; piRNA binding. Gene Ontology annotation, cellular component: P granule. The record is from RefSeq and is a predicted model, not a curated record. Bases 28 to 2595 code for a protein of 855 amino acids.